UAACAACAAUACCACUUCUGAAAAUAAAAUGGUGUCUAAGGUCCUGUGCUUAGCCGCUCUGGUGGCCGUAGUGGCCGCUCAGUCAGACCACGGCCACGGCCACCACCACGGCUACUCCUCGCAGCACAUCUCACGCCACGACGGCAAACCAGAAAAAGUCUCUGUUCAUUUACACGGACAUGAACACGGGCACGGUCAUGAACAUCACUAUGAUUACUACGCCCACCCUAAGUACGAGUUCGAGUACAAAGUAACAGACCACCACACCGGUGACCACAAGACCCAGCACGAGCACCGCGAUGGUGACGACGUGAAGGGCUUCUACUCCCUGCACGAGCCUGACGGUUCCGAAAGACACGUCGACUACCACAGCGACAAGCACACCGGAUUCCACGCUACUGUGAAGCACAGCACCCACCAUCUUGUACCUGAAAAGCACCACCACCAUCACCACCUGUAUCAGUUUACCUUUGGGUUCGACAACAAUAACACAACAAAAAUGUGCUCUAAGGUGCUGUGCCUUGCUGCUCUGGUGGCUGUAGUGGCCGCUCAAUCUGACCACGGCCACGGCCACCACCACGGCUACUCCUCGCAGCACAUCUCGCGCCACGACGGCAAACCAGAAAAAGUCACUGUUCACGUAAAAGACAAACACGGACACGGUCAUGAAAUUCACGAUUACUACGCCCACCCUAAGUACGAGUUCGAGUAUAAAGUGGAGGACAAGCACACUGGUGACCACAAGACUCAGCAUGAGCACCGCGAAGGGGACGACGUGAAGGGCUUCUACUCGCUGCACGAGCCUGAUGGUUCCGAAAGACACGUCGACUACCACAGCGACAAGCACACUGGCUUCCACGCUACUGUAAAGCACAGCACUCACCACCUUGUUCCUGAGCAUCACCAUCAUCACCACUGAGCCGUACCCAC
Ostrinia furnacalis (Asian corn borer) is the source of this 930-nucleotide messenger RNA. Its product is annotated as histidine-rich glycoprotein-like. The transcript is spliced from 8 exons. Gene Ontology annotation, cellular component: extracellular matrix. The coding region runs from base 29 to 919 and encodes 296 amino acids. The record is from RefSeq and is a predicted model, not a curated record. NCBI's taxonomy places the organism in Eukaryota, Metazoa, Arthropoda, Insecta, Lepidoptera, Crambidae.